Messenger RNA from Mytilinidion resinicola, 1137 nucleotides. RefSeq lists its product as uncharacterized. NCBI's taxonomy places the organism in Eukaryota, Fungi, Ascomycota, Dothideomycetes, Mytilinidiales, Mytilinidiaceae. The transcript has a single exon. The record is from RefSeq and is a predicted model, not a curated record. Bases 1 to 1137 code for a protein of 378 amino acids.
AUGAAUACUCAAGUUAGAAUCAAAAACAGAUCUUGCGGAAUGGAAUUCACCCACCUUCUGAGGCAAGGCCUCGAUUUCCUCGGCCUAGAACAUUUCCUUCGAAACGUUCCCGCGCCCCCACAAGUAGUAGAGGGCUCAGGCCCAGAUCUACCAACAAACUGCAAUCAACCGGAGGAACCGGUACAGGAAGAACCUGUGCGGGACUAUUCCGAAGAGCCCCUAACCUCCCGUCUCAUCGACGGGGUCUUCGAGUCCGAAGAGGAGGGAGACUACCACCCCGGACCAGCGAAAAUCAUACUAGUGAACGAGGAGAACAAGCUUUCGGCGGCUUUACUGAUGUCGUUUGACUUGUCCAGGAAGAUCCAAAACGCUCUCAUGAGCAGACGCUGGCUUCAACAGCUGGAUUUCGAGCUCGGUCAGCAACGCGAUAGCAUCGCUACACGGGACCAGGAGCUGAUGCUUCGGAUCCUUCGAACCGAUAAUAAAGUCGAGAGGUUCGAAAUGGAGUUCGGGAAAUCCGGCGAAGGAGCAACUGUCGAGCAACAGCAAGAGAUCAUCUUGAAGCACCUGGUGCGCCCGUUCCUGCUCGGCCGAGCUGAUGAUGUCUCGAUAUUCUGCGAGUUUGGUGUUAUUCUCGAUGACGUGUUCGUGAAUUGUGCGCUGCUGCCCCAGCCACAGGCCCACGAGCGUCCGUUUUUGAAGGCUGUAGUGGAGCCUCAAUAUGCGCCAUUACAUCCUGAUCUCGAAGAAUCUGCCUAUAGUGGUCCAGAACUCCAUGGAGAUGGAGCAAACGCACAGGAUGCUGCUGUCGCCCAAGCAAACACAAACCUCGAGCAUAGCAGGGUUGAUCUUCUCCGAGACCAGCAAAAUUUCGAUGCUUAUGAACAUGGGUAUGAUCAAGACUUCCAAGCCUACUUCUCCACACAAAUCAAUCGCCUCCAUGCUGAUGUAAAAGCAGAGCAUUAUUUGCUCCAUCUCUCAGGAGAGCUCGUGCAAGCCGAGAAAAAAUUCGAAGACGUCAAGCUCGAAGCUAAAGCAGCGGGCAUCUUCCUGCCUACUACCAGGAAUCCAACUUCGUCGAUUACCCGGAUGACGGAUAUCGCGAGAGCCAAGAACUCGAUAUUGCAGCGCGUGUAG